GACACAGCAAUAUUGUCAACCAUUUGUCAACUAAUAUCAACAAGCAAUACUUAAAAUUAGUGAAUCCAGCCAUUUUGGCCGUAUUAAUUGUUAUAUUGUAAAGUUUGUAUUUUGAAUAUAGACUGUUAGGUUUGUCGGUAAAAUGAGUACCCAAACAAGUAAAAAGCGUGGUUCAACGCCUUCAACGGAGGAUCAAGAACCGGAAGUAUAUACCGUGCAAAAGAUUUUAGAUAAACGAAUAAAUGCAAAUGGGGUGGUGGAAUAUUAUUUAAGAUGGGUCGGUUUCGAAGACAAAGAUAAUACAUGGGAGCCAAAAGAAAAUUUAAAUUGUCCAGGUUUAAUUAAAGAGUUUGAAGCAGAAAGAGCUCGACAAGAAAAAGAGAAGAACCGCAAGAGAAAAGGGUCAAGUACUCCAACACCUACUUCUGGAUCGAAAAUUCCAAAGAAGAAAGAAGAAAAGAAGCUCCACGGUUUUGAUCGUGGUCUUGAACCUGAAAAAAUAAUUGGCGCAACAGAUAGUUCAGGACAAUUAAUGUUCCUAAUGAAAUGGGCUGGAACAGACGAAGCAGAUCUAGUUCCAGCCAAGCAGGCUAACGUUAAAUGUCCGCAGAUUGUUAUAAAAUUUUACGAAGAACGUCUAACAUGGCAUUCACCAAGUGCAGAAGAAGAAAAAACCGACUUAAAAUAACUUCUGCCUCCGAAUCUGACAUGAUAUGCUUUUAUUAAGUAGAUUUAAGGAUUUCGUUGUUAAUAAUUAAUUUUUACAAAGUAAUUGUCAAGUAAAAGAACAUCUGAUAAUUAUUUUCGUAUUAGUAUAUACAUAGACAUAAACAUUAAAAAAGAUCGCAUUUGUCUUUUUUUCUUUGU
Messenger RNA from Agrilus planipennis (emerald ash borer), 867 nucleotides. RefSeq names its product chromobox protein homolog 1. Bases 143 to 688 code for a protein of 181 amino acids. The transcript has 3 exons. Gene Ontology annotation, biological process: negative regulation of transcription by RNA polymerase II; chromatin organization. NCBI's taxonomy places the organism in Eukaryota, Metazoa, Arthropoda, Insecta, Coleoptera, Buprestidae. Gene Ontology annotation, cellular component: pericentric heterochromatin; nucleus. Gene Ontology annotation, molecular function: chromatin binding. The record is from RefSeq and is a predicted model, not a curated record.